Messenger RNA from Andrographis paniculata, 2028 nucleotides. RefSeq names its product putative pectinesterase/pectinesterase inhibitor 45. Lineage: Eukaryota; Viridiplantae; Streptophyta; Magnoliopsida; Lamiales; Acanthaceae. Gene Ontology annotation, biological process: cell wall modification. The transcript is spliced from 3 exons. Gene Ontology annotation, molecular function: pectinesterase activity; pectinesterase inhibitor activity. Bases 25 to 1746 code for a protein of 573 amino acids. The record is from RefSeq and is a predicted model, not a curated record.
GAAGGAAGACAGGGCAGAGGGACAAUGGCGUUCCAGGAUUUUGACCAGAUUACGGAACGCAGGCAGAAUUAUCGUAAGCAGAGGAUUAAGAAGAGGAUCAUCAUCGGAUCGGCUGUCACCGUCGUUCUCUUAAUCAUCGCCGCUGUCGUCGGCCUGGUGUUGCACUCCGACAAUAAGGAAGCUUCUUCUUCUUCUUCCUCCAAUCAGAAGGAACACAGCCCUGAAUCCCCCAAUCCUGUCCAGAAGGAGGUCAAGGCUGUCUGUGCCACCACCGAUUUCAAGACCACCUGCGAAGACAAGCUUCUUAAAGCUCUUGGCAAGAACGACUCCCCAACUCUCAAUGACUUCGCCAAAGCAGCUCUCUCUGCACCUUCCGACGAGAUCAAAAAGGCUCUCAAGAAAGCGUCGGCCCUAAAGUACGACGGCGCGCCGUUAAAACAAGCCGCGGUGGAGGAUUGCUUGGAGCUCCUGAACGAUGCCGUUGCCGAGCUCAACAAAUCGAUUGCCGGUGUCCGGGGAAUGGAUUUGUCGAAGCAGUCCGGAAAAUUGGCUGACUUGAAAAAUCAGAUGAGCGCGGCGUUGGCACACCAGGAGACGUGCAUUGAUGGAUUCCCCGACGGAAAGGAAAAGAGUGAGAUGCAGAAGCUCUUGAAGGAUGCUAAGGUGCUUAGCAGAAACGCCCUCGCCAUAGUCUCCGGCGCAGGCUCGACUGUAAAAGGAUCGGGUGCACAGAGACGGCUCUUUAGCCUGGAUGGAAAUGGAAUCGGGAGGUCGAUGAAGGAGGACGACAAGAAUGAGAAGGCUCCGGAUGCGACCGUUGCUAAAGAUGGAAGUGGCAAGUUCGAUACUAUUUCCGCGGCAUUGAAGGCUAUGCCGAAAGUGCGAUCCGGAAGAUACGUGAUAUAUGUCAAAGAAGGUGUGUACGAAGAAAAUAUUGUGAUCGACAAUGAAAUGGUUAAUUUAACGAUCCGCGGCGAUGGAUCGGAGAAGACGAUUGUCUCAGGGAGCAAAAGCUAUGGAGAUGGAGUGACAGUUUAUAGAUCAGCAACAUUUGCUGUCCAGGGCGACGGAUUCUUGGCGAAGUCGAUCGGAUUCAGGAACACGGCGGCGCCGGAGAAGAAACAGGCGGUGGCACUGAGAGUGCAGGCGGAUCGGUCGAUGUUCAUCGAGUGCAAGAUCGAAGGGCACCAGAACGUUCUAUUUACCCAAUCGCACCGCCAGUUCUACAGAAGCUGCGACAUCGCCGGCGCGGCGGACAUCAUCUUCGGCGAUGCGGCGGCGGUUUUCCAGAACUGCGUGAUAAAGGUGAGGAAGCCGCUGGAAAACCAGAGCAGCACGGUGACGGCGCAGGCGAGGGUGGACAGGAGGGAGACCACCGGAAUUGUGAUCCAGAACAGUCACAUCGUGGCGGACGACGACCUGGAGCCGGAGAAGAAGAAGUACAAGAGCUACCUCGGCAGGCCGGAGAAGGAGUUCUCCAGGGCCGUCGUCAUGGAAUCGCAGAUCGGCGACCUGAUCCAGCCGGAGGGGUGGCUGGAGGAGAAAGGGGUUAACAAUUCGGGGGUUUACUUGGCGGAGUUUGAGAAUAAAGGCGCCGGAGCGGAGACUUCCGGCAGGGUGAAGUGGCCGGGGCACAAAGUGAUCGGCAAGGAAGAAGCUGCCAAGUUCACAGUGAGCGCUUUCUUGCAGGGGGAGAGCUGGACCAAGAGUCCCGGAGUUCCUGUCAGGAUGGGCCUGUACAACUGAUUAAUUAAUACUAUGAUUGAAAAUUGGGGGGUUUUGAUCAAGGCAGUUGGGAUAAAUAUAUAUAUUUAUAAUUUUAUGUUUUAGUGAUGUAUGAUCAAAAAAAUAAAUAAAUAAAUAAGAGUAACAAAAGAUCAGAUCUAAAAAGGAGACAUUAAUUUCUACUUAGGGAUGGGAUGUAUAACAUGAUUUGUGUCUUGACAAUUUGUAUAAUCCAUCACAACAUUGCUAUGUAUCUGUAAAUUAAUUGAGACUUUUUGCUAAUCAUAUGUAAUUUUGAUUCUA